AUGCUACCACUCAGCCAGCAAACUCGCUCAAACCGUCGGUUGUCCUCGUUUUCAUGGCGUGCGCCGCCUCGACAACCAAUAUUCACGGCUGUGCAGACGCGACCACUGAAAAAGUUGAUCUCUAACUUGAAUAUUCUACACCAUGAACUAUCCGCUGGAACUGGAGCUGCCUUGGUAAGUAAUUGCUCCGCUGGACUAACCACUAGGGUUGAGAAGUACCGGCCGUCUGUGCUGGCCGACGUGGUGGGCAACAAGGAGACUGUCGAGUCGCUCAAAAGAAUCGCAGAGGAAGGAAACAUGCCGCAUCUCAUCAUCUCUGGACUGCCCGGUAUUGGUAAGACGACGUCUGUGCUGUGUUUGGCACAUGAGCUUCUGCAGGAUCAAUUCCGUGAUGCGGUGCUCGAGCUGAACGCGUCGGACGACCGUGGAAUCGACGUGGUGCGGAAUAAGAUCAAGCAGUUUGCGCAGAAGAAGGUGCAACUUCCACCGGGAAGACACAAGAUUGUGAUUCUGGAUGAGGCCGACUCGAUGACCCCGGGCGCGCAGCAGGCUCUUAGACGGACAAUGGAGAUCUACUCCAACACCACGCGGUUUGCGUUCGCCUGCAACCAGUCGAGCAAGAUCAUCGAGCCGUUGCAAAGUAGAUGUGCGAUUCUGCGGUACAACAAGCUCGAGGAUGAGGAGAUUCUCAAGAAACUGCUGCAGAUCAUCAAGUUGGAGAACAUCGAGUACACGAACGACGGGCUGGAAGCCCUGAUUUUCACCGCCGAGGGAGAUAUGAGACAGGCCAUCAACAAUCUCCAGAGCACUUUCUACGGGUAUGGGUUUGUCAAUUCAGACAACGUCUACAAGAUUGUGGAUUCUCCGCAUCCUCUAGUGAUAGCCAAGAUGCUGAGGCUAUGUAUCAAGGGCGACCUGGACCAGGGACUGGACAUUUUGCGCAGCCUGUGGUCCAAGGGCUACUCUGCUAUUGACAUUGUGAGUACAAGUUUCAAAGUGCUCAAGGCCAUGUACGAUAUUGACGAGGAGAGCCGUCUACGCGUGAUCAAGAUUGUUGGUUUUAGCCAUAUGAGAGUGCUGGAGGGCGUGUCGACCUACUUGCAAUUGAGCUGUAUGCUGGCCAAGAUCUACGAGCUCAACGAUACAGUUAAAUUGCAGGCCUAA
Molecule: messenger RNA, 1164 nt
Organism: Ogataea philodendri
Lineage: Eukaryota; Fungi; Ascomycota; Pichiomycetes; Pichiales; Pichiaceae
Exons: 1
Coding region: 1-1164 (387 amino acids)
Biological process (GO): DNA-templated DNA replication; DNA repair
Cellular component (GO): Elg1 RFC-like complex; DNA replication factor C complex; Ctf18 RFC-like complex
Molecular function (GO): DNA binding; ATP hydrolysis activity; DNA clamp loader activity
Source: RefSeq, a predicted model, not a curated record